AUGACUGAGCAAGGAAUUCCGCCUGCAAAGGUUAUCAUGAUGGGCGAAAGUUCAGUUGGUAAAACAUCAAUUGUUUAUAAAUUUUCGCGUGAUCAGUAUGAUGAGGCGGGAACUCCAACAAUUGGCGCAUGUUACAUCACGAAAAUUGUUGAGGUAGAUAACAAAAAGCUUGCAUUGCAUGUAUGGGAUACAGCAGGGCAAGAGCGUUUCAGAAGUAUUAUUCCCAUGUAUUUAAGAGGAAGCUUAGCUGUGAUAUUUGUUUGCUCUGCAGAUUCUCCAGAAAGUAUUGACAAGCUUAAUGAAUGGAGAGAGGUUGUAAUAACAAAUCAACCAGAAACAAAAGUUAAUUUUGUUGUUUUUAAUAAAUUCGAUAUUAACUCUCCAGAUUUAGAGCAGAAAGCAGUCGAAUUUGCACAGUCACACGGCUACUCAUUUAUUAAGACAUCAGCAAAAGAAAACAUUAACAUUAUAAAUUUAUUCGAAGCUGUUGCGAAGAAAAUCUUAGAAAAUACGGACAUUUCGAAACUUGAAUCAUCUCCAGCAUUACCUAUUAAAGUCGCCCAACCUAAGAAGAAAGAAUCUUCUUGUAAUUGUUAA
This is a messenger RNA of Trichomonas vaginalis G3, 597 nucleotides long. RefSeq names its product GTPase protein. Bases 1 to 597 code for a protein of 198 amino acids. The record is from RefSeq and is a predicted model, not a curated record. Lineage: Eukaryota; Parabasalia; Trichomonadida; Trichomonadidae. The transcript has a single exon. Gene Ontology annotation, molecular function: GTPase activity; GTP binding.